This is a messenger RNA of Falco peregrinus (peregrine falcon), 1345 nucleotides long. RefSeq names its product P2Y purinoceptor 1-like. Gene Ontology annotation, cellular component: membrane. Gene Ontology annotation, biological process: G protein-coupled receptor signaling pathway. The transcript has a single exon. Bases 1 to 1056 code for a protein of 351 amino acids. Gene Ontology annotation, molecular function: neuropeptide receptor activity. NCBI's taxonomy places the organism in Eukaryota, Metazoa, Chordata, Aves, Falconiformes, Falconidae. The record is from RefSeq and is a predicted model, not a curated record.
AUGGCCACGGAGUCUCUCACCCCGUGGCCCGGCAAUGACAGCAGGACCCUGUGCCCUGUGGAUGUCACCUUCGCCCAGCGCUUCUUGCCUGCCGUCUACCUGGUGGUGAUCCCGCUGGGGCUGGCGGGGAACGGGCUGGGACUGUGGCACAUGUGCACCGGCCCCCAGCAGCGUGCCCGCCAUCCCCUGGGCUUGCUGGUGGGCAACCUGGGUCUGGCCGACCUGCUGUACGUCAGCACGCUGCCCUUCCUCGUCAGCUACUACCUGCAGGGCAGAGUGUGGCUCUUUGGACCCGGCUGGUGCCGGAUCACCCGGGGCCUCUUCCACCUCAACCUCUAUGCCAGCAUCGGCUUCCUCACCUGUAUCAGCAUCCACCGCUACCUGGGCAUCGUGCACCCACUGAAGGCUCGGGGCAGGUGCCAGGGGGCAACUUCUUCAGCGUGGCUCAGCACGACGGUCUGGAUGUGGGUCAUUGCGCAGGUAGCUCCCGAUUUCAUCUUCAGCAAGAUGGACGACAUGGGGACACGGUGCCACGACACGACCGGGAACGAGAACCUGGGAGUUUACUUGCCAUACACUGUGGCCAUCACUGUGACUGGGUUUGUCAUCCCAUUCCUCAUCAUCAUCGGAUGUUACUGUCACGUGGUGGUGGUGCUCUGCAGGAAUGACACCAUGGACCUCAGCCUCAGGAGAAGAAGCAUCAGACUGGUGAUUCUUGUGAUGGUCCUCUUCUCCAUCUGCUUCCUUCCUUACCACGUCUUCAGAAUCCUCAGCUUGUUGUCUCGAGGCUGGCAGCUGCAAGGGUCCUGCACACAGGCUUCAAAGCACAUUUACGUUUCCUACCAGGUGACCCGGGGCCUGGCCAGCUUCAACAGUGCCCUCAACCCCCUGCUCUACGUGAUGACCAGCAAAGACUGCAUGUCAUGUAUGAGGACCAUCCGCCAAAGAGCCAGCCAGUCGCUGGGGUCCACCUUCAGGAGCAAAACCUCUUGCCAGGCAGAUGAGAAGAAGAUGAGCAUCAUUCUUCGUGAGGUGGAGGCUUCUGAUGACCUCUGAGGUACCCAACACCCCCUCCAAAGGAUGCACCACUUCUGUUUGCUCUUGGCCCCAUCUUGGGAGCAGCCCCCCAGCCUUGAUGCCUGUUUUACAGAGAGGUGGUGACUGCAGCAUCACUGGCUCAUCUCACACAGGGAUAGACAGGACUGCUGGCAUCAGAGCACAUACUGGGACCAGGUUUUAGAGCAAAGCUACUCAACCCAACCAUUUUGCCUACAGUAACUUGGAGAUGGAAAGAGGUGAACAUUGCGUUUCCUCCAGUCCUGAAGUAUUUCUCAGUUCAGCCUCC